Messenger RNA from Penicillium cosmopolitanum, 531 nucleotides. Its product is annotated as zinc binding dehydrogenase. The coding region runs from base 1 to 531 and encodes 176 amino acids. The record is from RefSeq and is a predicted model, not a curated record. NCBI's taxonomy places the organism in Eukaryota, Fungi, Ascomycota, Eurotiomycetes, Eurotiales, Aspergillaceae. The transcript is spliced from 3 exons.
AUGAAAGGCAUCACGGUCGAUGGUGCGUGGGCGGAGUAUAUGGUGGCCGAUGCCCGAUUUGUCGUCAAACUCCCAGAUGACAUGGAAUUCAAGGUAGUAGCACCCUUGAUGUCCGCUGGUAUCUCUAUUUAUGGAGGGAUUCGGCGUGCCAACAUUCCGGAGGGAGGCUCGAUCGGAAUAAUAGGAAUUGGAGGCUUGGGGCAUAUUGGCACCCAGCUUGCCAAAUGCAUGGGUUACACUGUCGCCGCAGUCGACGUCAAACAGCAAACACUGGAAGCUGUGGCUUCAUAUAAACAUAGCCCAGAUGCUUUAAUUCUUGCAACUGAUACGGUUGCGGAAUCCCUUCUGAAAAUUGAUCAGAUGACCUCGUCAAAGUACAGGGGAUUGGAUGCUACUGUAUUAGCAACAGAUCACCCAUCUGCCUUCGAAUCACCCAUCUGCCUUCGAUCUGGCUGCUGGACUCACACAGAAACAUGGUACAAUGGCUUUACUGGGUCAGCAAGAAAAGGGAAUCACUAUGUCAUACCAUAG